AGAAAUUGGUAUAGCAUCUCUGAGCAGUGGACUGACUGGGUGACAGGGACCAUACAAUGCGUUGAAAAGUAUCUCACAUAUACCUCUUUAUUAGCGAUGCCUUCCUUAUAGCUAUGGACAUUCGGAUUGUUAAAGGGUGGACUGUCUCGUUAUUCUCGUUGGAGACCCGGACUGUUUGUCAAUGAGAUAUGUGGAGUCGCUCUAUCCAUCGGUAUUAACGCAGAAAAUACAAGAUGAAGAAGCAAUUCAAUCGAAUGCGACAGCUCGCCAACCAAACAGUGGGCAGAGCUGAAAAAACUGAAGUAUUAAGUGAAGAUCUGCUACAGGUGGAGAAGCGGCUGGAGCUGGUCAAACAGGUGUCCCACAGCACCCACAAGAAGCUGACUGCCUGUCUGCAGGGCCAACAGGGGGUGGAUGUGGAGAAAAGGUCUGUCAGAUCGCCCUCGAAAAAGCUGCCCCUUACAACGCUAGCGCAAUGCCUGGUGGAGGGAGCUGCAGUGUUGGGCGACGACUCACUAUUGGGGAAGAUGCUAAAACUGUGUGGCGAGACACAGGAGAAGAUGGCUCAAGAGCUCAUCCUGUUUGAGUUCACCAUUGACAGAGACGUGGUGGACCCCCUGUACGAACUAGCCGAGGUGGAAAUCCCCAACAUCCAGAAACAAAGGAAACAAUUAGCAAAACUGGUUCUGGACAUGGAUUCGGCACGCACAAGGUUCCACCAGUCCUCCAAAUCGGGUAUGUCCAGCAACGUGCAGCCAGGGGCCAAGGGCGAGCACCUCAGGGAAGAGAUGGAGGAGGCAGCCAAUCGAAUGGAGAUCUGUCGAGAUCAAUUAUCAGCAGACAUGUACAAUUUUGUGGCCAAAGAAAUCGACUAUGCAAGCUACUUUCAGGCAUUGAUAGAGGUGCAGGCACAGUACCACAGCAAGUCGUUAGAGCUCCUCCAGAACAUUCUGCCUCAGAUUAAAGCCCACCAGGAGACCUGGGUGGAGAAGCCGUGCUAUGGGAAACCCUUAGAGGAGCACCUAGCCCUCAGCGGACGGGACAUUGCCUUUCCUAUUGAAGCCUGUGUCACCAUGCUGCUGGAGUGUGGCAUGCAGGAAGAGGGCCUGUUCAGAGUAGCGCCGUCUGCGUCCAAACUGAAGAAGCUCAAGGCGUCUCUCGACUGUGGGGUGAUGGACGUUCAGGAGUAUUCUGUAGACCCUCACGCCAUCGCAGGUGCUUUGAAAUCCUACCUACGGGAACUCCCUGAGCCACUGAUGACCUUUGAACUUUACGACGAAUGGAUUCAAGCUUCCAACAUUCAAGACCAGGACAAGAGACUCCAAGCCCUCCUCACAGCCUGCGAGAAACUACCCCUGGCCAACGGCAACAACUUCAAGUAUUUAGUCAAGUUCCUCGCCAAAUUGGAUGACUACCAGGACGAAAAUAAAAUGACCCCUGGGAAUAUUGCAAUUGUCUUAGGCCCCAACCUGCUGUGGACAACACAGGAAGGGAACAUUACGGAGAUGAUGACCACUGUGUCCCUGCAGAUCGUAGGCAUCAUUGAGCCCAUCAUCCAGCACGCUGACUGGUUCUUCCCUGGAGAGAUUGAGUUUAAUGUCACAGGAAACUAUGGCAGCCCGGUCCACACCAAUCACAACGCCAACUACAGCUCCAUGCCCUCUCCGGAUAUGGACCAUUCAGACCGCAAGCACAAUGAUCAGAGCCGACGCCCACUCAGUGUGGCCACCGAUAAUAUGAUGUUGGAGUUCUAUAAGAAGGAUGGCAGCGUUAGGAAAAUUCAAAGCAUGGGGGUCAGGGUGAUGGACACUUCUUGGGUGUCGCGCAGGGGCUCGUCGUCAGCGCGUAAAAGCUCCUCCACGCCCCUAGGUGUACAGCCCCCCCUCCCACCCUCAGACGCUCUCAUACCUGAGCAGGGGGAGAUCUCUGCGUCCCCCUCCCCAACCCUUCCUCCCGCUAGCAGUGACCGUGCCAGCUCCGAUGAUGCGUUGGACUCCUGUUAUGCCUACCCUUCCCCGGAAGAGGAGAGGCCCCCUCCCCCUUACCCCUCUUCCUCCUCUUGCUACCCGCCUCUUCACCAUUUCUACCCCCGAGCACCGCAGUGUGCGCGCCCUGUCGCCCCCGGUCCAGAGUCCGUGCCCCCUGGGCCGUCGCCCCCACCUCCCCCCGCUGGUCUUGCUACAGCCCUCCCCACUGCCCCCUCUUCGUGUCCCUCUCCCUCCCUCCAGCAGCUUGAUAUAAACUCUAACCCCAAGCCCUGCUCCCUGCACCUCCCCAAACAGAGCUCCCUGGCCGAAGCUCCGCAUGCGCCCCCACCGUUAGAAACUAACGUUUCCCCUCUCUACAUCAAAACCCCCCUCGUGCUAACCCGACACGACCCGUCCCUCGGUCCCCACACCUCUAACCUCCCCCUGUCCACACCUCCUCCGUGGGCCGCCUGUGCCUGUAGCCGAGAGAGAGGAGCCAAGCUGACUAGUACUCUGAAGAACAAUGAGCUGUCUCCAGUGAUUGGACAGAAGGGCUUCCAGGGAACAGCACUCUCUGGUGGGCUGUCACAGCACUCUUCUGACCAUAGCCCUCACACCCUGAGAAGAGCUAAGAAGCUGGCCCCCAUCCCACCUAAACCCUACUCUCAGUCUGGGGGAAUGUCGGACCAGUCUACAGGUCAGCCGUCUCCAGUCAGCCUGUCCCCCACCCCUCCUAGUACCCCCUCCCUGUACGGCUUCAGCUACCCCCAGGGCUACGCCACCAUCGGCUCCCCGGGACAGGCCCAGACCGCCACCCCCUCUCUCUCCUCCCCUCCCUCGCUAGCCGGCACCCUCACCAAGGCUAGGCCCACUCCCAAGCCUCCUCGGCAGAGGCCCAGCCUACCCCCGCCGCAGCCCCCCAGCACCCCUGGCUCCAGCCCCCAACCUCUUGAGCACGGUGGCGGCCUUCUGGAUGGAUUGUCUCCUGGAGAGAGCAUGUCCACAGACUCUUUCUGCAACCUGGAUAUCCCCAUCAUUAACGUAGAACUGGAUGGCAUCUUUGAUGAGCCCAAGAUGGCCCCCUACAGGAACUCAGUGGCGGUGGUCCGGCCAACCCCUAAGGCCGAGUCAGAGGAAGAGUCUGAGAGCACGAUACUAUGACAUCACAAGUUUCCACGCCCAGCCCUAACUAUUCCAACCCGUCUCCAGGACCCGUUCUCUGACCUUUGACCCAAUGGGGACUCACUCCAGACCUCACCUCCACCCAUAGAGACCAAGUACCACGCUCAGCCCUGUAAAUCAAAGUCCUUCUCCAAAAAAAUGUAAUAGACAUGAAUACAGAAAAUACCCAUAUCCACAUCCAGAGGGUUUCCGACUGAGACAAUGGGGGUUGAAACUUUUGAUUCAGAGAAAGGGACCGAAUGCUAGGUUUUUAUGUUGACUAGAUUCCAUUGAUUCUAUCUGGGGUGCAUUCAUUUUUAAGGAUUUAUUUAAAACAAUUUUGUUUAUACAUCUUUUAUUUUUGCCUUAUUUGAGUCAUUUGCAAUAUUGCCUUUAACUUACAAGACAUGAAAACAAGUGGCUUGGUGCAAUGGGUUCUCCUCUUGUGAGUGUGGUAGGAAAGGAAGGGGACAGGUCAUCUCUGAUUUCCUCUCCCUGUCACCAAGGCUAUAGCAUUCCUUUUGACGCCUAAACCCAUCCUUGUACUCUUGAGUUCACUGGCAUUCUGGCAACCCCUUGUUCCGUCCUGGCUGAACGUGUAUGUGUGUUUGUGAAUUGUGUGAUGUGUUUGGAAAUGUGCUGCAUCAUUGAGUGGCGAGUUCUGCCAUAGUCUGUGAGUGAAAAUAUAACGGUACUGCAAGACCAGUUUGAGCUUGAAUUCGCAAUCACAUUCUUCAAAGGGGGGUUUAAGAUUACAUUUGGCUGUUAGAGGGGAAGUUAAGUCAGGAUAAUAUAUGAUUGACUAUUUAAAAUGACGGUUUAUACUGUACAUUUCAGAGUAUAUGAUAUUAAUAGAGAUACAGGAGUUAUUAUGAGUCAUAUAAUAUAAGAAUUCAACCAUAAGAGAUACAGAUAUUCUACUGUAUAUAGAACUAUAAAUACAGUAUACAGAUAUUAUAUAGUCUAGCAUGUACUUGACUGUACAUUAUCAUAGGAGAGGCUUGGAGCUCAGUGGGAGAAAUCUGCAUGUCUAUGUUGUAGUAGAGGGAAUAGAGCAUAGACACAGAAUAAACAGAAUACUUAUAAAUGGAUUGCUGAAUAGUGAGUAUGAGUGGACUUUACAGAUGUAGGAUCGUAAUUUGAUCACCCUGUUGCAGGAGAACUUUUCUUCAAUGUAGGAAUUUCUUUAACUUGAAGUGUAUUUGAGGUAUUACAAGGCUUCUGAAGUUUGUCAUUUCCACUUUGAAAUUUCAGACUUGAUUUUCCCUUACGAAAAAUGUAUCAACCCCUACAAAAACAUCCAUUAGUUAUAAUCCACAUAAUAAUUGACAUUUCCUGUUGCUGCAGGAUUUUUUUUUCCUGCUGUAGCAAACUGGCUCAAAUUAACACCCUUUGUCUGUAUACCUCCUCUCUGUGGUCUCUGUAACUCUGUUAAUGAGCGCCCUGAGACUUCUCUGGCAAGAGCCUGUCACUGGGGAGCCGGCUCAGCUGUUUGAAAGCAAAUAUUGGAAACUCUUCUGAGAGUGAGUGUGUAUAUGGGUGCAGUUCUGUGCCUGUGUGUGUGGGUGUAAUCCGGAAUAUAGGUACAUUUCUUCUGGUGCGAGAAUAUAUGUUUAUAUUCUAUCAUGCAGCGAAUGAGAAUAGGCUCUCAUUGAAAUUAUACAGAGGUUUCUGUUUCAGUUCCCCCACCACACAAUUAAAAAAAACAAUACUUUCACAAUGAGGAAUGUGAAGUAUUUCUUAUUGUGAUGAAAGUAUUUACUGUAUACCGAUGAUUACGGUGCAGAGGAGUUGGAUUGACAUCCACAGCACAAAAGACCAAUGGUCCAAUCGGUUUAUCCGGUGUUGGGGUUCAAAGGUGAGGCGCCCGCCCAUGACCUAUACAGACCUAUGACUUUUUCUCCUUCGAAAUGUUCCAUCCAUAACACUGAUUAUUGCCUGGAAGCCACAACAAACGCUACCCUUUCAUGCACUUAUGUUCAAGUGCUAUAUAUUUUAUCCAUCACAACACUAUUGUAAAUACUGACGCCUCUGUAUAUGUGUGUGUAUAUAAAACAGGGGGAGAGGAUCAAAUAUAUAUUAAGAUAAGAAAAAUAUAAAUAUUGACUGAAAGUAUUUAUGUAUUGACAUGUCCGUGUUGUUCUGGUCCUGACCACAAUAUUGCCAGAUUCACACUUAACGAAAUGCAGUAAAGCUUUGCACGGUUAUCAGCCGCAAGCUUUAAAUAGUACCAUAUAACACGGACAUAGAUUAAAGGUUAAAUCUAUUUUCUAGGAUGGUUAGUGCAGAGUCAUCAGCCGGGAGCUUAAUAAUACAGUAUGUCUGAAUGGAAAGUGCUGCAUCACUGUGUGUUUCCACUAGUCGACAGCCUGACCAGUAGAGCUAUUGUAAGGGAUGUAUUUGUGAUUGUCAAUAGGUAAGUUAGAAGGGGACCACCAUCCCUCGAGGCAAAAAAACAGUUGAGUCGACCUAGUUAUUCCAACCUUACAGUACAGAGUAUGUUCCCCAGUGUAGAAGACAAAUAUCCUCCCCUGAAAGCAAUAUAGUUCAACGCAAUGCUGAGUAGACAAUUCCAGAAGAAAAAUGUUGAAUUUCAAAAUGAUAAGAGAAAGUGCAAUUACAGUAUUUGUGAACACAGAAACAGAGAAACCUCAAAGAUGAAGGGGGUCCCACUCUCUUUAAAAUGAUUUGAAGUUUUUUACAGUUUAUAUUGAUGUUUUAUUGCUUUUGUCUUUUGUAUCAUUACUUGCAACAAAUGCCAACCAUGGCAUAUGAUUUUGAGGAUUCAAAAAAUUAUAAAAUAGACAAAAAUGCAUUGACAUUUUUGAAGGCUGUUCUUACAAUUUGGAUGUUGAAGUGAAUGUUCAGUUAUGUGUCUAUCUGGACUUCUGUCUGUGGUGAUAAUGUGCUGUUCUGUUGCUGUUCUGUAAAAGGGGUUGUCUUCUUUUUAUGAAGUGAUGGUUUGUACAUAUUUAUUGAACACACAACUUUAUUAAAAGCAGAAAUCCUGUGUACCAAGGGCAGUUGUUGGUAAGAGAGAUUCCUCAAACUAUUUCCACUGUUACAGUUUUUCUAAGCAUGUCUGUUGAGUUACUGUAAGAGAAAAGGCCUUUUUUAAAUGAAUAGGUGGAAUGUACUGGUGACUAUUUGGACUGUUUGCCUCAGGUUGUUUUUAGGGGGAAUUCUCUGUGUUGUGGAUGUAGUUUUAACAGGAUGGAAAGAUGUUUGGUAGUGAUGUGAAUAGGCUUGGGGGUUAUGACUAGACAUUGUCCCACGUGUGAAAAUCAGCAGCAUGCUUUGUCAUCAUGCUUGUGAAAUUUGUCUUACCUUUGGUCCUAUUUACCUGUGCUUGUCAUAUUUAUUUUUAUAGGUGAAAAGAAAAAGAGCCUUGCAAUGCAGGUAGAAUUAUUCAGUUCUGCCCUGUCAGUUUAUCAGUCCACAGUUCCUGUUUUGCAUUUUUGUUGAGCUCCAACUUUUCAUCCAGUCAAUCAACUAUUCACCAAGCAGAGUCACAUCAAUAUAUGAAGUACUGUACAUCUAGAAGCAUGGCUUAAUAAUUGCCAAACUUAAUGACUUAAUACAACUCGGAGACAAUAUAGCAUCUAACUUCUAGCUUUUUUUGCCUAAUGAGUCAGGAACAGAUUGACAGUGAAACUGAAUGGAUGACUGGCAGUGUAUUUCUUUUUAUCUGCAAACAUUGAGUUAUUCUCUGAGGAUAGCCUUAUAUGGGCAUAAAUCAAUCCCAUUAUCCAUCAGAUGAAAAAACCCUCCUGCUUCAUAUUAGGCAAAACAAAGAUACACCUUUUUUGGUUGGCCAAUCAGCCAAGCCUGAAUAAAUGUGGGAUAAAACACA
Messenger RNA from Oncorhynchus tshawytscha (Chinook salmon), 6981 nucleotides. Its product is annotated as rho GTPase-activating protein 44-like. Gene Ontology annotation, biological process: signal transduction; regulation of actin cytoskeleton organization; neurotransmitter receptor transport, endosome to postsynaptic membrane. The transcript is spliced from 22 exons. Bases 234 to 3128 code for a protein of 964 amino acids. Gene Ontology annotation, molecular function: GTPase activator activity; protein binding. The record is from RefSeq and is a predicted model, not a curated record. Gene Ontology annotation, cellular component: cytoplasm; presynaptic active zone; dendritic spine. Lineage: Eukaryota; Metazoa; Chordata; Actinopteri; Salmoniformes; Salmonidae.